This is a messenger RNA of Vigna angularis (adzuki bean), 1256 nucleotides long. RefSeq names its product F-box protein At2g32560-like. The transcript is spliced from 7 exons. NCBI's taxonomy places the organism in Eukaryota, Viridiplantae, Streptophyta, Magnoliopsida, Fabales, Fabaceae. Gene Ontology annotation, molecular function: protein binding. The record is from RefSeq and is a predicted model, not a curated record. Bases 74 to 1060 code for a protein of 328 amino acids.
UAUCUUUGGCUAUAAGAAAACCCAAUCUAUUAAUGUCAUAGAAAAUCUUAUUAGCCUAAUAAUAAUCUUAAAGAUGGAGAUGAAUAGUGAAGUAGAUCCUCCUCCCAUCUCCCUCUUGGAUUUGCCUCAAUCCAUCUUGGAUUUCAUUCUGAAAUGCCUUUCUCCAAAAGAUCUUUUGACAAUGUCAAAGGUAUGUGUUUUCUUGAAGAGAAAAUGCCAAAGUGAUAGAUUUUGGGAAAAUCACAUAAAAGAGAAAUGGGGGAGACUGAUUUCUGAUGCUGUUUACAAGGAAUGGAAAUGGCACAUUGAAAUUGCCAAAGAUGGAGUUUUGAUGAAGAAUAAUCAAACUGGUUCAAUGGGUUCUUUUAUUGGUGAUUGGCCUAACGUUUGUCUUUGUUCAUACUUAGAAGAUUGCAAGUUCCUCAGUGCUACAAAAUCAAACAACUUCAUGAUGUCUUUGUAUUUCUCUCUACAGACUGGUACCUUUUGGUUUCCUGCUCAGGUCUACAAGGGAAUGAUGAUUCACAAUGCCCUGGUCAACUAUGAUUCACAAUCUAAUACUUUUCAAGCAAGGUAUCAAAAUGAAAGUUGGAAACUUAUAGGGAAGAACAUUGAAUGGGAUUUGGUGAGAGCUCCCUCAGUUCAAACUUCUCCUUAUCUUCUGCACGUCUCUCAGUCUUUACAAAACUUGAAACCAGAGGAUCAUAUUGAGAUUCAAUUGAGACCAAAUACACAAUCUCCUUACGAUUGGUUUUACGGUGUUAUUGGGCACAUGGAGUCAUGCAAUGAAGAUUGUUGUGAGUGUGAAAACAGUGAUACAUUGAUAGUGGAAUUCAGGCAUUUUCCAAAAGUAUCAAAUUUGAGACGAAUAAAGUUAUGCAGAAAUAAGAAGGAAGAGCAAAGAGAUGGAAUAGCUGGCUACUGUGGAGGAAUCAGAAAGCUCGAGGACCACCGUGACAUUCAAAAAUGGAACAACCUCUUACUUCAAUUUCAGAUGAUACACGUGUUACAUUGGUCUCCAGCGGGGCCUCCAAUAAUAGGACAUGUCCAAAGGCUGUAGACUACGAACUGAAUCUUAGAGCUCCUUAUUAUCAAGCAGAGAUCUUGUGACUCAAAUGCCUGACUUUUGCUGAACAAACACUGCAACCUAUAAACUCAAGCUUUCCAUCAAAAACAAAACUAUCAUUUUGAUGUUCAACAAAUAUUUUGGGAUGUCCGAUUUCUUUUUUUAUAAAUACAAUGAUAAUUCUAUUUAA